AUGCCCUGCCUUGGGAGUACGAGGCUCGUCUUCGACUUGCUAGAAGUCUCGCCAUCUCUGCGUCGUCCUCUCUCCUCACUGCGUUCACUAUCCUUUUUCUUCCCAAGCUCCAUGCCGCCACGUUGCACGUUCUCAACCAUGGAGCAUUCUCCUAACGAUCUUUUUGACUACACGUCAGGGAGGUGGAUCAUCAACGACGCUCUCCGCCAAGAACGCAGACUUAUUUUCAACGUCGAUGGGCUACGUCGACUUGCAGCGCAAUCUGUUAAUCGGAGUCCUGACGAUAUCGUCGACUUGGCAAAGCUCGCCGAGGGCGGAUUUAACCGUACCUUCCUGAUUAGUAUGCGGGGCGACUUCCAAAUGGUAGCGCGUAUCCCGUAUCCGGCUACAGUUCCCAAGUACUACGCUGUUGCGAGUGAAGUGGCGACUAUGGCCUUACUCUGUUCCUCGGGGCUGCCUAUUCCCAAGGUAUACGGAUACUCACCUGCACCAGACAAUGCUGCAGAAACCGAGUACAUCUUCAUGGAGUUUGUGCGAGGAACCAAGUUAAGCGAAGUAUGGCUUGACCUCGGGGAUCGGGAAAUCAUGUCAGUCUUGCGCCAACUUGCUCAACUCGAGUCGAAGAUGAUGUCAAUUUCUUUCCCAGCUGGUGGAAGUCUGUACUAUGCACAAGACCUGGAGAAGGUGGCUGGGGGGCCGGGCAUCCCACUAGAGGACGAACGUUUCCGUGUCGGUCCAGAUGUAAGACUACCUCUGUGGUAUGGCAGGAGAUCACAGCUUGACGUAGACCGGGGACCAUAUGAAAGGGCCGAAACAGCGCUCGUAAGAGCAGCCCACAAGGAACUGGCUUAUCUGAAGCAGUUUGGUCAACCGUUGUUGCCGUUCCAGCGUGUGAGGAGGGAAGGUUACCGUUACCAGGAGCAAUCGUCGUCGGAACACAUCGAGAACCUGAACCGCUAUCUCCUCAUCGCGUCGUCAGUUGUCCCCAGAGACCCAGCCCUUAGUCAUUUCAGCAUCCGCCAUCCCGACCUCCAGCAGAACAAUAUCGUUGUUUCGAGGUCGCCCAACUCUGAUUGGCAAGUCAUCAGCCUGUUCGACUGGCAACACGCCUCGAUCCUGCCCCCAUUUCUCCUUGCCGGUAUACCCGAACGCCUCGCCGCCGCCUCUUCCACCACGGCCAGUGACCCGUGGGAGGGCGAGACUCUCGCGCUGAAGGUUGCGCUAAUAGAGGCAACAGAGAACUAG
This is a messenger RNA of Marasmius oreades (fairy-ring Marasmius), 1245 nucleotides long. RefSeq lists its product as uncharacterized. NCBI's taxonomy places the organism in Eukaryota, Fungi, Basidiomycota, Agaricomycetes, Agaricales, Marasmiaceae. Gene Ontology annotation, cellular component: mitochondrion. The coding region runs from base 1 to 1245 and encodes 414 amino acids. The transcript has 3 exons. The record is from RefSeq and is a predicted model, not a curated record.